Molecule: messenger RNA, 2066 nt
Organism: Engraulis encrasicolus (European anchovy)
Lineage: Eukaryota; Metazoa; Chordata; Actinopteri; Clupeiformes; Engraulidae
Product: heavy metal-binding protein HIP-like
Exons: 3
Coding region: 262-1089 (275 amino acids)
Molecular function (GO): protein binding
Source: RefSeq, a predicted model, not a curated record
GACUCCCAAAUGGGCCAUUUCUCCUUCUCUGUUUCAGUCUGCAGAUCUCUAUCUUAGCUUUUUCCUUGCUCUCUCUCUCUCCCUCUCUCUCCCUCCCAAUCUCUCUCUCUCUCUCCCUCUCCUAACUUUAUAAAAGAGGGUGAUCACGCAGUCUAACUCACAGACACUAUUGCUGCUGCUGCACCGACUUCUGCCAUCAGUAUUGCUGCUACAGACACCAGUGACAGACGGGGCGUUCUUACUCCUAAAGUGACUUGGAAGAUGAGGGCUGCCAUCUCACUGCUGGUGCUGCUGCUCUCCAUGUGUGUAGUCCAGACAGAGAGUCAAGGCACUGACGCCUCUACCCAGCUGGACGUCUCUACUGAGCUGAAGGAACUCAGAGACUUGGUGGUGGAGCUGAAAGGAAGACUUGUGGCCAGUGAUGCAGAUGAUCUGGCAAUGAAACAAAGACUGGCAGCCAGUGAGACUAAGGUGGAGGCUCUGGAGAGGGCGCUACAGGACACCAAAGCAGAAAUGAGGACGGAGGUGGACAAUCUGAAGAAGGAAAAUGCAGCAAUUGAGAAAAAGGUGGAGGCUCUGGAGAAAGAGGUUAGAGCAGCACCCAAGGUGGCCUUCUCAGCAGCUCUGGGGGAAUCUGGACCCGUACUGGCAAAGCGGAAUGAUGACCUGAACUUGGUGUUUAAGAAGGUCAUCACCAACGUAGGAGAUGCCUACAACAGCACGACUGGCUUCUUCACAGCUCCUGUCAGGGGGGUCUACUACAUCAGGUUCACUGUUAUAGAUGAGAUGGACGAGAACCACUACCACAUGUUUAUCAGGCUGUACAAGAACGGACGGUGGCUCCAGCAGCUCUUGGAGUAUGAAUCUAAUAUGGAGGUAGCCUAUCUGUCCAGUGGCCUGGCUCUGCAGCUGGAGCAGGGAGACACAGUAAACAUGGUGCUGCCAGCGGGGCGCAGGGUCAGUGACAGUACUGACGACAGCCGCAGUACCUUCAGUGGCUUCCUGCUCUUCCCUUGCUCUUACGCCCAAUGCCCCAACGCCACUGUGCCCCCGACCACUCACUGGGCUGACCAAUUUGGCUGGGACUAAGACAAAGUUGUGAGACACCCACUAUUGUAUCUAUUGACAUCUAACUAUUGUAUAAAAAGUAAUAAUGAAGGCCCAAUGAGAUUGGGAUAACUGCCCCCUUUGCAACCCAUCUCCCCCCCCCCCAUCUCCCUGGGCCUGGGAUAACUGCCCCCUUUGCCCCCCCCCCCAUCUCCCUGGGCCCGAGAUAACUGACCCCUUUGUCCCCCCCUGUCGGCUUCCCUGAUGACCACUCACUAAUGGUGUUGGUGAUGAUUUGUUGUUUGAGAACACAAGAACGUUGUACAACAUUGUCGUGAUCAAAUAAAUGUUCUCUUUAACUGCAUAUCUGUCGGGUUUUCAUUACACACCAAUAUCAACAAAAAGGGAGGGGAAAUCCUCGAUCCGGACACUUCAGUUGAUUAAAAAAAAGUCCAAGACAAGAAUGAAAAAUGCUUCAUCUUGGUCCAGGCACUUCAGUUGAUUAAAAAAAAGUACAAGGCAACCUUAAAUCAGUUGGCUUAUACAGAGUGAUCGAGAAUAUUUACUCCUUUUCUGUUGGCCAUUUCACCCUCCAAGAGCACCAUACUAGUAGCGCUCUACCCACUCUCCUUCUGACACCAAUAGUAGUGUUGGAGAACUGAUGAUCGUUGUAAAACAUCAAACAUCAAAUAAAUGUCUCUUUAACUCAGAACCUUUUUCAUUCGGGGGGCCACUUCAAAUUCAUCCGAGGGCCAUGAAAGUCCUCCAAGGGCCGCGCUAUGAACACAAAGCAGGAUUUCCUCCUGCACUUUAGGCCAAUAUUGAAGGCAGACACCUUUAAAAGAGACCCUGUUUUCUCUAGGUCCCCUGAAUAUAACUUAAUUGUUUUGGAAAUGUAUUUUCUAAGUUUCCUUUACAAAAUAUGUCACAUCUCAUGUGAAGCAGCACAACAUUAAAACUAUAUCGGGGGCCGGAUGAAAUGGCCUGAAGGGCCACAAACAGCCCUCGAGACAUAGGUU